AUCGCUUAAUUCUGGCAUCAUUGUCCACCACCAUUUCACCUCAUCUUUGUUGCUGGCUCAGCUGAUUGUCAAUCCAAUUAGAAUAGAUUCAUACAUUUGGCGCUGUGCGUAUCUAUGCGGGCGAUUUGCUAAUUGUGUUUUUCUAAAAUCACCGGUUUGAAAUAUGUGGCAUUCAAAAUUACUUCUAGUGGCAUCAAUUGCCGUCCAUUUAUUCCCCACUGAUGUGAAUGCAGACGGUGGAUACAAACAUAAAGUUGAAAAACCUUACGAUAAGUACUCUAAAAAGGCGAACAAUUUGCCGGCCUCGGAAAUUUACGAGCCGGAUUUUCGGAACAUUCAGCGGCCGUUUCGCAUGGCCAAGUUGAAUCUGGUGUGGACCAAAGCACAGCACCGCUUAACGGAACCAAAACUGAAAUCCUUGUACACAGAGCUUAAAAUCCACGAUAAGGAGGAGAUCGCUUGGAAGCAACUCAGUUCCCAGCACAAGGACAAGGAGGGCAUAAAGGAGGCGGAAUUGCGGAAAAAGCUGAUUGGAAUUAUGAGCACCUACGGACUGCUGGAGCAUUUCGAUGAUACUCAGGAUCCGGAGAAAUACAAACCAUAUAAAGCGUACUCGGGUGGGGUUGAUAGCUAUAAAAAUAAAAGUUUGUUCAAGGAUAAAAAGCUGAACAAACUCUGGGAGAAAGCCGAGACCUCUGGUUUCACGAAAGAGGAGCUGGAUACACUGAAGGAGGAGUUCGAACACCACCAGGAGAAGAUUGAUGUCUAUUAUAAUUUAUUGGAACAGCUGGGAGAUGCAGAUGUGAAGAGCGAUAAUGCGCACGAAAAUGCUAUUAACAAAGACGAACACGACAAGUUCAAUGAGAUUGGUACGGCUUUGGAAGAUUCCAACGACAUUAUGGCUCAGCAAAAGGCACAGAAGAAACAGAAGGAGUUGCAGCACAAAUCAAAUGAAUUGCGUGAGACGCAUCGGAAUAUUAGGGAUAAUUUCGAUCGGCUGGAAAGAAUUGCUUCCAAAGGCCCCAACAGCCAGGACUUCAUUGAACCACAAGUGCAGGGUUUGUGGAGAAUAGCGGUGUCCUCUAAUUUUACGGCCGAUGAGUUGGCUUCCCUCAAAGUUGAACUGUUGCAUUACGAAAGCCGUUUACUAAAGCUGAGACAUAUGCACGCGGAACAUGCGUUGAGCAUGGAAAAGCACAAAAAUGCCAAACAUGGUGAUAAAGCCGAUACGCAUAAAAUAAUGGAGGAUAAUAUUAAGAAACAAACGAGGAAAGUUGAGAAAAUCAAGGAGCAAGUGGAGGGUCGAAUUUUAAAGCACGGCGAGUUGUAAGUGGUAGAGAAUAACUUGGAGGCAUUUAUGCAGCAAUACUGAGAAAGAUUAUGAUAAAUCUCGAACGUUUUUAGAGCAGCUAUGUUUUGUAAUCUCGUACAAAUGAUUUAUGUUGUGAAUCCUUAAAAAAUAAAACGUAUAUUUUGUGUAACAUA
Toxorhynchites rutilus septentrionalis is the source of this 1485-nucleotide messenger RNA. RefSeq names its product alpha-2-macroglobulin receptor-associated protein. Gene Ontology annotation, cellular component: endomembrane system; endoplasmic reticulum. The transcript is spliced from 2 exons. NCBI's taxonomy places the organism in Eukaryota, Metazoa, Arthropoda, Insecta, Diptera, Culicidae. Gene Ontology annotation, molecular function: receptor antagonist activity; low-density lipoprotein particle receptor binding; heparin binding. The coding region runs from base 164 to 1330 and encodes 388 amino acids. The record is from RefSeq and is a predicted model, not a curated record. Gene Ontology annotation, biological process: regulation of receptor-mediated endocytosis.